Cariama cristata (Red-legged seriema) is the source of this 1568-nucleotide messenger RNA. RefSeq names its product cell adhesion molecule 3 (gene CADM3). The record is from RefSeq and is a predicted model, not a curated record. The annotation marks the transcript as partial. NCBI's taxonomy places the organism in Eukaryota, Metazoa, Chordata, Aves, Cariamiformes, Cariamidae. The transcript has 8 exons. Gene Ontology annotation, biological process: homophilic cell-cell adhesion. Gene Ontology annotation, cellular component: presynaptic membrane.
AGAGCCAGCCCACGACGUCAGACGAGACUGUGGUGGCCGGCGGUACAGUGGUGCUCAAGUGCCAGGUGGAGGAUCCUGAUGAUUCCUCGCUGCAGUGGUCGAACCCUGCCCAGCAGACCCUCUACUUUGGGGAGAAACGAGCCUUGCGUGACAACAGGAUCCAGCUGGAGAGGUCCACACCCAACGAGCUGACCAUCAGCAUCAGUGAUGUGGUGCUGUCGGACGAGGGGGAAUACACAUGCUCUAUCUUCACCAUGCCCGUGCGAACUGCAAAGGCCCUGGUCACCGUGCUGGGAAUCCCCCAGAAACCUCAAAUCUUCGGCCAUGAGCAGCCCAUUGAUGAGGAGAAGAUAGCCCGGCUGACCUGCCGGUCCUCUGGCAGCAAACCUGCAGCCCAGCUCCGGUGGAAGAAGGGCAACAAGGAGCUGAAGGAUGAGGGCACUGAGGUGGUGGAGGACCCCAACGGAAAGACCUUCACUGUGAGCAGUCGGGUGGAGUUCCGUGUCACCAAGGAGGACAACGAAGCCGAGGUGACUUGCACCGUGGACCACGAGUCCCUGCAGAACUCCGAGAGGUCAACCACACAGAAGCUGCAGGUCCACUACAAGCCGACAGCGAAGAUCGAGCCACAUCCCCAGUACCCACGGGAAGGCGAGAAGCUCCGGCUGCAGUGCGACGGGCAGGGCAACCCCAUCCCCCAGGAGUUCCUGUGGGAGAAGGAAGGCAGCGACGUGCCCCUGCAGCUGAGCUCCGACAGCGUCCUCAUCUUCCCCUUCCUCAACAAGAGCGACAGCGGCACCUACGUCUGCACAGCCACCAGCUCCAUGGGCAGCGUCGUGGCCAAGUACAAUCUCGACGUCAGUGAUGCCAGCCCGGUGCCCUCGACCUCCAGCACAUACCAUGCGGUGAUCGGUGGGGUGGUUGCCGUCAUUGUCUUCCUCCUACUCAGUCUUCUCAUCGUGUUGGGACACUACCUGAUCAGACACAAAGGUACCUACCUGACCCACGAGGCCAAGGGGUCGGAUGAUGCCCCGGAUGCCGACACGGCCAUCAUCAAUGCAGAGGGCGGCCAAGCUGGCAGCGAUGACAAGAAGGAGUAUUUCAUCUAGGGACGUCGGAGAGAGUGAGAAAUGGAGCCAACAGACCCCGAUGGAAACGGAAACCAGACCACAAACCCCACUCAACCCAACAGAUUUUCUCUCGCGCCCGGCACGGGCAGACGGACGGACAGAGGGAUGGCAGGACAGAGAGCAGAGAGCAACCAGCCUGAGACAUGAUGCUUCUUCUUGAACUUGUACAAAACGUUAUUACUACGAACAGCGAAAGCCCCGGCCCCGUUUGCUUGCUUGCACCUUCAUCCCUGUGACCAGUGCUCGCACAAAACACAGACCAACCAGUGAGUGAGCGACUUUCCUUCUUCCUUUGGACCUUUGCUUUGGUUUCGUGGCUGCUCUUUGCUUUGGGCCCUUGGUUGGGAUGUUGGGCUGGGGUCGAUGUAGCUCUUUCCUUUGUUUCUCUCCAUUUUGGUUUCUUUGACAUCCAAGGAUAAAAUCAGCUCCAGGCUCUGG